AUGAACACCGUCCUCAAUCUCUUUCCUCACCCUCACACUUUCUUCCCCAGUCAUUCUCGCCAGACUAGCAAUAUUAGCAAGCCGUGUCACCAUGUUCCAGGAUGGUAUUAUCGUCCAGAUUCUGCUAGCUCACCUAUCAAACUCUCGCCCGACGAUGUGAAUAGCUCUCCACGACGACGACAACGACAGCAGAGAAAUAGUUAUGACAACAGUCCUAGCUUAUCAGUCAACAAAGGGGAAAAUACAAGAAGCAGAAAGAAAAAUGAAGCGGAUUUUUCGAGACGUGGAAGAUCUGAAGACUUUUCAAAAAGAUACGGUGAAGGAAAUGGGAUCUUCGCAGCUACAAGAAGUAGUAGAAAAGGUAUCGAGAAUAAGGAGAGGGAUAGGAAAAUACAAAUGGAAAUGGAGAUUCAGAGGAAAAUCGACGGGAUAAUAGAAUUGCAGGACGCGAUUUCUCAAGAACAGGAUAGGAUUGAGGAUGAAUGGAUGUUUCUUGAGAGGGCGUGGGAGGUUUUGGGAGAGUGUAGGGGUAUGAAGAUGGAGAGGGAGAGAGACUUUAGAGAAUGGGUAUUGGCAGAGAGAAGUUUAAAUGGAGGAAGUGGUCGAGUUGGAAGUAAUCGAAGUGAUCGACGGUACGGAGGGUGGAAUGAAGGGAGAUGGGAGAAUACGGAACCUGGCAGACCGGAUACGAGGGGGUUAUAUUAG
This is a messenger RNA of Botrytis porri, 705 nucleotides long. RefSeq lists its product as uncharacterized. Lineage: Eukaryota; Fungi; Ascomycota; Leotiomycetes; Helotiales; Sclerotiniaceae. The record is from RefSeq and is a predicted model, not a curated record. Bases 1 to 705 code for a protein of 234 amino acids. The transcript has a single exon.